AUGAGAGCUGACAACAGCACUAAGGACACAACCGAUGCAGUCAGCCCCCCGCCAGCUAACAACAAGCCCGUGGACGGCUGUACAGAUUGGUCAGUGGACUACCUGAAGUACCGGGUGCUGCAGGGUGAGCCGGUGCGGCUGAAGUGUGCUCUGUUCUAUGGUUACAUCCGGGCUAACUACAGUCAGGCACAGAGUGUGGGCCUCAGCCUCAUGUGGUACCGCAGCUCUGGCCUGGGCCACAGCGACUUCGAGGAGCCCAUCUCUUUCGACGGCGUGCAUAUGAGCAAGGAGGAGGAUGCUAUCUGGUUCAGACCUGCAGACCUCCAGGACGUGGGCCUGUACUCCUGCGUGUUACGGAACUCCACGUACUGCAUGAAGGUGUCCAUGUCUCUGACUGUGGCAGAGAAUGACACAAACCUGUGCUACAACUCCAACAUGAGACGAACUGAGAAGGCUGAGCUCAGCAAGAGCAAAGACAUCCUGUGUGCUGACAUAGAUGACUAUGUUGAACCUGGCAAAGAGCCGGACAUCACUUGGUUUAAGGAGUGUGGUCCAAAGCAAUGGCGUGCCAGUAUCAUCCAGAAGAGAGACAUUCUGUCUAUCCAGGAGGUAAAGGAAGAUGACAUUGGGAAUUACACCUGUGAAGUCCAGUUUGGUGGCUUUGUGGUUAGGAGGACAACGGAACUCACAGUCACUGCUCCUUUGACCGACAAGCCGCCAAAGAUCCUGUUUCCCUCGGAAAACAAGAUUAGCAACAUGGAGCUGCAGCUAGGAAGUGCUUUGAAUCUGACUUGCCGGGCAUUCUUCGGCUACAGUGGUGACGUCAGCCCACUCAUCUACUGGAUGAAGGGGGAGAAGUUCAUAGAGGACUUGGACGAAGAGAGAAUCCAGGAAAGUGACAUCAAGAUUGUCAAGGAGCAUCUUGGGGAGCAGGAAGUGGCCAUUUCCCUGACUAUUGACUCCUUGGAGGAGGAGGACCUGGGAAAUUAUUCCUGUUAUGUGGAAAAUGGUAACGGCCGUCGCCAUGCUACCAUCCAGCUCUUUAGGCAGGCAGAGCUCAUGUACACGGUAGAGCUGGCAGGAGGGCUGGGGGCAAUCUUGCUGCUACUCAUCUUCCUCAUCUCUCUCUACAAAUGCUACAAGAUCGAGCUGAUGCUUUUCUAUAGGAGGCAAUUUGGCAGUGAGGACGUGGAUGGAGAAAACAAAGAUUAUGAUGCAUACCUGUCCUACACCAAAGUGGAUCCUGACCAGUGGAGUCAGGAGACCAGGGAGGAGGAACGCUUUGCCCUAGAGAUCCUUCCUGAUGUCCUGGAGAAACAUUACGGCUACAAACUCUUCAUCCCAGAUCGAGACCUCAUUCCAACAGGAAGUCUCACCAAUGAGCAUUACCAGGAUGAAACACGACUCUUUGGAGCCUACAUAGAGGACGUGGCACGUUGUGUGGACCAGAGCAAGCGCCUCAUUAUAGUCAUGACACCCAACUAUGUGGUGCGGCGAGGCUGGAGCAUCUUUGAGCUGGAGACACGGCUGCGCAACAUGCUGGUAACUGGUGAGAUCAAAGUCAUCCUGAUUGAGUGUGCCGAGUUGCGCGGCAUCAUGAACUACCAGGAGGUGGAGGCCCUCAAGCAUACCAUUAAAACCCUUACUGUCAUCAAGUGGCGCGGCCCCAAAAGCAACAAGCUCAACUCCAAGUUCUGGAAGCAGCUGCAGUACGAGAUGCCAUUCAGGCGCACAGAGCCCAUGCUCACCCACGAGCCGGCGCUGGACGUCAGCGAGCAGGGCCCCUUCGGAGAGCUGCAGACCGUUUCUGCCAUCUCCAUGGCAGCAGCCACCUCCACCGCCAUGGCAACCGCCCACCCCGAGCUCCGCUCCUCUUUCCACAACACCUACCACACCACCAUGAGGCAGAAACACUACUACCGCAGCUACGAGUAUGACUUACCCCCAGGAGGGACCCUGCCACCUCUCUCCUCUCUGGGGAACCAGCACACCUACUGCAACAUCCCACUGACACUGCUGAACGGACAGAGGCCUCCUGGGAAGAGCCGAGAGCACAGCCUGGAGGAAGCACACGCUAACAAUGCCAUGCUCCCUCUGCUACCAAGAGAAACCAGCAUCUCCAGCGUCAUCUGGUAAUGAUGAACAGGCUCAGCAUCGGCUGCAGGAAGAUCAGAGCCCGACAUGGCUGGGCUCAGACUGGUGGCUCUUAGGAAUACAGUCCAUGGUUGUGAGUACAGCAAAAAGUGUUUUAGAUCUAUUUCAUUCCAACUGUUGUUAACUGGCACCAAGUGAUGGAGAUACAGCAGGAUUUUGGACACAGUUUUUUCAAGUGGACAGCAGAGGAUGUUUUCUAUGUGGAACUGCAGGAGAUAUAAUAAAAACACUGUUUCAUCUACUAGUGCGAUACAGACUUGCAAGAAGUACACAUUACAGAACCAACACUCUGUGGCAAUCGCGCCCACACUUACACUCACACACAAAUGUGCAUACAUACAAACAAAAGGAAAACAGGGUCUUGUACAUAUAUUUCAAUUUAUUUGUAGCAUCAGUGUUUUCCUGUUUUGUUCUUUUGUUUGUUUUAUUCAAUCAUGUUUGUUGCCUUCUCUACUACAGGACUUUGCUUUAACUUGUUAUACAGAGUUGUAUAUUUUUUAUUUUCACUUUUUAGUAUGAUUGUUUUUAUUCUUAUUUUAAUGUGCUUGUUUGGAAAGCCAGUAUGUCACGUACCUGCACUCUUGUGUUUUGUUUUGUUUGUUAUUAAAUCUUUGUGUAGUUUAAGAGAACAUUUUUUAACACUUUUAAAAUUGCCUGGACAUUUCAGGAGCUUCAAGGAGCUGAAACUUCUUUUUGUUUACCUGUAAAAGGUGUAUCUAGUUUAAACGGAAACUCUCUCUUAAAAAAUCAUAGAAUAUGCAAAAAGAAGGACGAACUGGCAAAAAAUAUACCUUUCUGUGGGACUGAAAAGGAGGAGCAAUUGGGGGGCAGUGCUAGUCCUCUCCAAUCAGAUAGACCGAUGGACUGGCAGGUCUCUCUCUUAAGCUUCAUAUUUUCUAUUGAAACAAACAGCCUUGCUGUUUUAGAGUGAUAGUGAAAUGCCUCACCUUAAAAGGAAAUCUGUAGAUUAUUUUAAAAAGAAUUCUAUUUUUAUAACAGAAAAGAGUUUGCUUGAGAAGUCUUACUUAUUUGCAUUUCAUCUACCAUAGAAAGGGGAUUUGUGUAUAAGUGUUAUGCUGGUUUUGUACACUUGCAAUGUGGUUCCUGGUUUGUUAAGAGGUUACGGUGGCUUCUGAAUUCCACAUGAAAAAAAUAUGUCCUCUACUGUUCUUGAUUCAAAAUUAAGCAUUUUCAAUGUUUUGGUUUAUAAAACAUAUUAUUAUUCCCAUCCUGAUAAUUACUUUGGUUCAUUUGGAUAGUUCAUGUUUAAGGAAAGAAAACAUUUGUGUUUUGAAAGACUUUUUAAAUAUAUUUGAAGGUGUGAUUUUUUGAGUAUGCAUAGCAAAUAGAUAUGUAUUCUAUAUAUAAUAUAGAUAUUUAUAUAAAUAUAUAAACACGAUUUUCACUUGGAAAGAAAUGUCUAUCUUUAUAGAAACACAAUCAUUAUCAGUUGCCGUUACUUUCU
Molecule: messenger RNA, 3619 nt
Organism: Etheostoma spectabile (orangethroat darter)
Lineage: Eukaryota; Metazoa; Chordata; Actinopteri; Perciformes; Percidae
Gene: il1rapl1a
Product: interleukin 1 receptor accessory protein-like 1a
Exons: 11
Coding region: 1-2136 (711 amino acids)
Biological process (GO): signal transduction; negative regulation of exocytosis
Source: RefSeq, a predicted model, not a curated record